AUGAAACCCCAAUCGGAGUGGGCGGCGGCGGCGCCCGAUAAAGACAGAACCCGAAGAGAUCCAACUCUGCAGUCUUUUCCCACUUCCGCCGUCAACGGCCCCGAGCUGCAAUAUGCAGGAACUGCAGUUGUGAAGGAAGUUAUUAAAUCAACUGAAGAAGUUGUCAAGGAAAUGAGGACUUGGCUCAAGACAGGUAUUGCCCCUGAUGGGACCCGCAUGAUGACUGAUGAGGCCUCGCAGUGGUACCAGGACUUCUACCAGGCGACGCUGCGCGCGGACAAAGAACACGAGUGUCUCCCCGAAGGGUCUCUGGUGGAUUACUAUUAUUGGAAGUGUCCCUUUUUGGCGCACAUAGGCCCCCUGGACUUGGUCAUGAUGCACUCCCAGGUGAAUCUGCGCGACGGGACGCACCUGCCGUGCGACCGGCUGCGGGAAGCCACGAAGAAUUUGAAAACCCUCGAGGGUUUGGCGAGGAAAAGAAUGGAAAUAGAAAGGAGACAAAAGGAGACACUUUUAGCAGCAGCACUGCAGCAGCACAGGGGCCACCCGCUGCGGAAGGAGGGUUUCUACACGCGCUACUUCUGGAGGCCCUUUCACCAGCACACCAUUCAGCAGCAGCAGCAGCAGCUGCAGCAGCAGCAGCAGCAGCAGUUCGACCAGCAGCCAGAACGGAUCCCCACCGUCGUCAGGGAGGCCGAGGAACACUCCGCAGAACUCGCCUAA
Molecule: messenger RNA, 723 nt
Organism: Eimeria tenella
Lineage: Eukaryota; Apicomplexa; Conoidasida; Eucoccidiorida; Eimeriidae
Exons: 5
Coding region: 1-723 (240 amino acids)
Source: RefSeq, a predicted model, not a curated record